Messenger RNA from Argentina anserina (silverweed cinquefoil), 1660 nucleotides. RefSeq names its product EP1-like glycoprotein 2. NCBI's taxonomy places the organism in Eukaryota, Viridiplantae, Streptophyta, Magnoliopsida, Rosales, Rosaceae. The coding region runs from base 33 to 1409 and encodes 458 amino acids. The record is from RefSeq and is a predicted model, not a curated record. The transcript has a single exon.
AGGAUACACCAGCAAAUAGCACAAACCACCAAAUGGCAACCAUAGUUUCUCAUGCACCUUGUCUCCUACUUCUCUUCCUUCUCUACUGCUGCUUCUUUGCCACUCCCUCCCAAGCCCAAGUCACUGCAAACCAAACAUUCAUCUUUGUCAACCAAGGAGAGCUUGGAGACCGGAUAGUCGAGUUCGGAGGUAGCUACCGAGUGAUCCAAACUAAAGCUCAGACCUUCUAUACACAUCCCUUCAGACUAUGCUUCUACAACACUACCCCGGACUCUUACAUAUUUGCCAUAAGAAUGGGGGUUCCCAAUGAUGAGGGCCUCAUGCGGUGGGUCUGGGAUGCAAACCGGAACCACCCAGUGCGCGAGAAGGCCACCCUCUCUCUUGGCCGGGAUGGGAACUUGAUCCUCGCCGACGCAGAUGGGACUGUUUCUUGGCAAACAAACACGGCCAACAAAGGUGUCACGGGAAUAAAGCUGCUUCCAAAUGGUAACUUGGUUCUUCACGACAAGAAUGGAAGAUUUGUAUGGCAAAGCUUUGACUACCCUCAUGAUACUCUUCUAGUGGGGCAGUCGAUCAAAAACAUUACUGGUCAUAACAAGCUUAUCAGUAGAAAAUCCGACGCGGAUGGCUCUGAUGGAACAUACAGUCUUAUUCUUGAUCGAAGUGGUUUCACUAUGUACUUGAAUAACUCCGGCCAGCUUCUUACAUAUGGUGGCUGGACAGAAACUAACUUCGGAACCAAUGUAACAUUUGGCUUUGACACUACAAUUGGUUUUGAUGAUGUCAUAGCGUACGAGCUUGUGCUCAACGGGAACCCAGACCCUGAAGCUCAACCACAAAACCGCCGCCGCCUCCUACAAACCCGUCCUAUUGGCAGUUCUCAGAGUCUCAUCCUCAACCAGCUCCGCUAUGAUGCCAAGUACUCAUUCUUAAGACUUGGAUCAGACGGCAGUCUCAAGGCCUAUACUUACUACAACGAAGUCAGCGACCAGAAGUGGGAUGAGAGUUUCUCAUUCUUUUCCAGUUAUUUCGUCAGGGAAUGUGCAUUGCCAUCAAAAUGUGGAUCUUAUGGGUACUGUAGCAAAGGCAUGUGCGUGGCAUGCCCAAGUCCAAAAGGGCUUCUAGGUUGGAGCAAGGCAUGCGCGCCACCGAAGUUGGCAGCAUGUAAGAGCGGAGCAAAGGCAAACUACUAUAAGAUUGGAGCUGUUGAGCACUUUUUGAGUCCCUAUUUGGACGGUGGAGAUGGACCAAUAAAGGUUGAAGAAUGUAGAGCCAAGUGUGAUAAAGAUUGCAAGUGUUUAGGGUUCUUUUACAGGGAAACCAGCUCAAAGUGUCUGCUAGCACCAGUGCUUGGGACUCUUAUUAAGGAGGUGAAUACUUCGGUUGGUUACAUCAAGUAUGGAAUCUAGAAAUGUUGCUGAGUAUAUGCUUCUCAAGAAUGAAAGUUUAUGUGAUAGCUACCUAUUUGAAUCUGCAGGAUAGUGAAUGUGUGGUUUUUUUAGUUCUCUUUAUCCUAGAUGUCAUCUAUAAAGCGCAUACACUACUUAAAUAAUUAUCUUCACAAUUUUUCUUCUUUUAUCUGUAAGCAGUUUUAGGUUUCAGUGAAACUUGGAGGUUUUUUUACUGUUCAUUACUUCCUUUUAACAAUCUAUAAAACAAA